This is a messenger RNA of Penaeus vannamei (Pacific white shrimp), 345 nucleotides long. The record is from RefSeq and is a predicted model, not a curated record. NCBI's taxonomy places the organism in Eukaryota, Metazoa, Arthropoda, Malacostraca, Decapoda, Penaeidae.
AUGACUGCUCCUCCCAAGACUGCUCCUACGACUGCUCCUCCUACGACUUCUCCUACGACUGCUCCUCCUUCAAAUACUCCUACGACUACUCCUACAACUACUCCUCCUACUACUCCUUGUACGACUCUCCUCCUACGACUAUACCCCUCCUACGACUACUGCUCCUACAACUACUCCUCCUAUGACUACUCCUACGACUAUACUCCUCCUACAACUACUGCCCCUACAACUACUCCUCCUAUGACUACUCCUACGACUAGUCCUCCUACGACAACUCCUCCUAAGACUACCUCCUACGACUACUGCCCCUACGACUACUCCUCCUAUGACUACUCCUACGACUAG